Ziziphus jujuba (common jujube) is the source of this 599-nucleotide messenger RNA. RefSeq names its product zinc finger BED domain-containing protein DAYSLEEPER-like. Gene Ontology annotation, molecular function: protein dimerization activity. Bases 55 to 516 code for a protein of 153 amino acids. The record is from RefSeq and is a predicted model, not a curated record. Lineage: Eukaryota; Viridiplantae; Streptophyta; Magnoliopsida; Rosales; Rhamnaceae. The transcript is spliced from 3 exons.
ACCUUUAAUUUCACUCUUUCUUUAAUUUCACUCUUUUUCAAGUCUCAGAUAAACAUGGAUGGACUUCAAAUAAAUCUUGAAUCAAGUAGCUUUGAAAUGCCUAUUAAUUUAGAAGAUGUUGCAAGUCCUAUGGAGGGAGUCACAAGUGGGCAUAAAGUGAAACGCAAGAGAAAACUCACUUCAAAGGAAUUUAAUAUUUGUGAAAUUGAAGAGUUAGGUGCCAAUACACAAAAAUCACAAUUGGAGCUUUAUUUAGAGGAGCCAAGGAUGGCUACUGAAAUUGAAUUGAAUGUGCUUGAUUAUUGGAAAGCAAAUCAGUUUCGUUAUCCUGAAGUUGCUUCAAUGGCUCGUGAUCUAUUGAAUAUCCCUAUAUCCACCGUUGCUUCUGAAUCUGCUUUUAGCAUUGGUAGACGAGCAUUAGAUCAAUUUCGUAGUUCAUUAAAGCCUAGCACUGUUGAAGCGAUAGUUUGUACAAGAGAUUGGUUAUUUGGGCAAAGAGGUAAUUAUUUUUAUUAAUGUUUUCUUUAUUUCAUUUGCAUAUAUUAAUAAUUUUUUUGUUUCACUAAUUUAUUUUAUUAAUGAUUUUUUUGUUUCACUAA